ACCUACCGGAAGUUACUUGACCUUUCCGGUUUCUUCGGCAGUGGGCGUCGUUCUUCCCCCAGCCAGGUGAUAGCGAUUGAAGACCAAGGGAGUCUAGACGGCGGCAGGCGGGCAGUUUUGUCAUGCCCCGUUAUUACGAGGACAAGCCACAGGGCGGCGCGUGCGCGGGUUUGAAGGAGGACCUGGGGGCAUGCUUGCUGCAGUCCGACUGUGUGCUGCAGGAAGGAAAAUCCCCUCGGGAGUGCUUGAAGGAAGGAUACUGCAAAGCUCUGAAAUACUCAUUUUUUGAAUGUAAAAGAUCAAUGUUGGAUGCCAGAUCAAGAUUCAGAGGAAGAAAAGGAUAUUGAUAUCAUUUUGCUGAGGCAAGAUGAAAACCAACAAAGGAUUCUCUUUUGUCAUUAACACAGAAAAGCCAAUAACUUUUGCUCUGUCCAGCUGGUUGGAUUCGUUUUUUCCAUAUAACAGUGGGGGGAAAACAGAUGAAUUCUAUUCUUUCAAUCUGUGUAAGGGAAAUGUUUCUUCUGCUCUCCAUUAUUUUUAGAGGAUCAAGUUGAGCGAUGUUGAGGACUGUCCUAAAGCACAAGGAAUGGGAAAGCUGUUUUCACACUUGACUCUUUAAUCCAGUUACAAUGAUGUGACUCACAGUCCAUCAUGUGAAGCCUCUCCAGAGGAGGUUUAUUGGAAGAGUUUAGGAUAAAACUUUUUUUACUCAUUUGGUCCUAUUUGGUUCUGAAAUAAAUCAUUUGAUUCCUCGGA
Messenger RNA from Cavia porcellus (domestic guinea pig), 756 nucleotides. Its product is annotated as cytochrome c oxidase assembly factor 5. The transcript has 3 exons. Gene Ontology annotation, cellular component: mitochondrion. Gene Ontology annotation, biological process: mitochondrial respiratory chain complex IV assembly. NCBI's taxonomy places the organism in Eukaryota, Metazoa, Chordata, Mammalia, Rodentia, Caviidae. Bases 123 to 347 code for a protein of 74 amino acids. The record is from RefSeq and is a predicted model, not a curated record.